Hibiscus syriacus is the source of this 660-nucleotide messenger RNA. RefSeq names its product mavicyanin-like. The coding region runs from base 45 to 602 and encodes 185 amino acids. Gene Ontology annotation, molecular function: electron transfer activity. The record is from RefSeq and is a predicted model, not a curated record. Lineage: Eukaryota; Viridiplantae; Streptophyta; Magnoliopsida; Malvales; Malvaceae. Gene Ontology annotation, cellular component: plasma membrane. The transcript has 2 exons.
ACCUCUUCUUCUUCCUCCUCCAGGGGCGUAAAACACAGUCUACAAUGGCUUCAAAGAGAGUUAUGGCUCAGGCUUCUCUGCUUCUGAUGGUUGCCUUCCUUCGAUUCUCCCAUGCAGCUGUUUACAAGGUUGGAGACUCCGCUGGUUGGACCACCAUUGGCAAUAUUGACUACAAGCAGUGGGCUGCUACUAAAACCUUCAAACUUGGCGACAUUAUUAUUUUCGAGUACAAUGCUCAGUUCCACAAUGUGAUGCGAGUAACCCAUCCGAUGUACAGGGCCUGCAAUACCUCAGCCCCUUUGGCUACAUAUACCACUGGCAAUGACUCCAUUAAUAUAAGUACCAAAGGUCACCACUUCUUUUUCUGUGGCGUUCCUGGACACUGCCAAGCUGGACAGAAAGUAGACAUCAACGUGCUUCGUAUCUCCGAAACAGCUCCGGCCUCGGCUCCCUCUGAACCGACCACCGCUACUUCAGUUCCUUCGGUGAGUGUCCCAUCACCCUCGGCAAGCACCGCUAUCUCUCUGAAAGCUUCCAGGGGGAGUUUUGCUAAACUUUGUUUAGCAAUGGUAGGUUUUGUAGUUUUUUUAAGUUUCCACUGAACCAUGUUGUUAGUGUGAUUAUUACAAUAAUCAAUUGUAUUAGUCAGUUGUGAAGGAA